GCUUGAACUGACAUUGAUGAAAGCAGAGAGCGGACCAUUUUGGCCAGAGGUUGUAUCAGGUGAUAAACGAGGGGAGUAUGUGGUUGAUUCUGAUGAAGCUAAGAAGAUUCAUGAAAGACUGUCCCAUCUCACAUCUGAACAGCUGAGUUUGCCAGGUGAAAGUGACAAGCCAGCGUACAAUACACAGGAGUUGGAAGAAUGUGACGCUUUCCCGGAAGAUACGUCAGCUUUGACUCGUAUCGAUGGAAACCUGCACCAAAUUACAAAUAAGGUCAGCCUUGGAAGUCACCAAUGGUUAUUCAAUGUACAAAUUGAACCAGAAAAAGCACCUGGGAUAUGUAUACGACAUGAUGUAGAUGGGUUGAUAUGGCAACCGGGAAAACCUACAGAAGAUGAAGAAUCGCCAUGGAAGCAUGUAUCAACAUUCAAUGCUUUGGGCUAUGUGCAAGCAUCUAAGCGAGAAAGGAAAUUUGCGACGUGCGCCGCAGAUUUUUCAUACUCGACAUUGUGCGAUUGUUCUAAACAUAUUUACAUAUACAGACAAUGUAAACCGAAGACACCUCUGAGAAAUAGGAAGACUGGUCAAGUCGUGCGACAGGUUGCUAAGCAGCAAGUGGUAUCAUUAGACUCAAUUGAUGAGAUAUUAGGUUUUCAAGCAUGUAAGGAAAGGUUAUAUAUAUUGACAGCGAAGAGACUGUACAUUGUGCGGAUGACGUCUGAAUAAACUAAUGUUGUAGCUGUAAUGUUAUCUAAUCUAUGUUAAUUUAGUGGUGCAAAUUCACUGAAUACAGUCAGUGGAGUUUAGGAAAUUAUGACCAAUGUUGAUGACAUCCUGUAUAAAACACCUUUCCUGUUCCUUCUCCAAAGUCAUUGAGAACCUAUGUAAACUUAACCUGUAUAAAAUAGAAACCUGUCUAAACUAAAACCUGCCUACACUGAAAACCUGUAUAAACUGAACUUUGAGUAAACAUGUCUAAACCAAAAAACCCUGUGUAAAAUGGGACCUGUGUAUACCAUUAACUGAAUACUUUUUCUCGUCCCUGCUCCAAAGUCUUGCUUACACAAUAGAACUCGGACCCUAUCCCUUUUCCAUACACUUAUCCCCCCGAUACUGGUACAUACAUUUAUAAGCCUCACCUCUGUAAACAAAACAAUUUCUCAGUUCGUUUAGUUUUUGAUGACUUUCACUGUAUACGUGUCAGGUAAGCAUACACAGCUAUUCAUGUAUUAUUUUCAGUCUUUUAAUGUAUCUGAAUCCGUUAAGCCAUUAAAAGAAAUGAUAUAGUAGUUA
Messenger RNA from Saccoglossus kowalevskii, 1291 nucleotides. RefSeq names its product nudC domain-containing protein 1-like. The record is from RefSeq and is a predicted model, not a curated record. Lineage: Eukaryota; Metazoa; Hemichordata; Enteropneusta; Harrimaniidae.